AUGGCUUCGCAACCACAACGGCCCAAGGUACAGCCUUGUCGAUACAAAACUGGAAAGACGCUAGGAGCUGGCUCCUAUUCCGUCGUGAAGGAAUGUGUGCAUGUCGAUACGGGUCGGUAUUAUGCGGCCAAGGUUAUCAAUAAACGGUUGAUGUCUGGUCGGGAACACAUGGUUCGAAAUGAAAUUGCAGUGCUGAAGAGGGUUUCUAUGGGUCAUCAGAACAUUUUGACUUUGGUUGAUUAUUUUGAGACCAUGAAUAAUUUAUACCUUGUCACCGAUCUUGCUCUCGGAGGAGAGCUGUUCGACCGCAUCUGCCGUAAAGGCAGCUACUACGAGUCCGAUGCUGCAGACCUCAUCCGCGCGGUCCUCUCUGCUGUGGCUUAUCUGCACGACCAUGGUAUCGUGCAUCGUGACCUGAAGCCAGAAAACCUACUGUUCCGCACCCCAGAAGACGAUGCAGACCUGUUAAUCGCAGACUUUGGUCUGUCGAGGAUCAUGGAUGAAGAGCAAUUCCAUGUCCUCACAACAACAUGCGGCACGCCGGGAUACAUGGCUCCCGAGAUUUUCAAAAAGAGCGGCCAUGGAAAGCCAGUUGAUAUCUGGGCCAUCGGUGUGAUAACCUAUUUCCUCCUGUGUGGCUAUACCCCCUUCGACCGCGACUCCAACCUGGAAGAGAUGCAGGCCAUCCUUGCAGCCGACUACUCCUUUUCCCCCGCCGAAUACUGGCACGGCGUUUCCCAAGCAGCCCGCGACUUCAUCCGACACUGCCUAACCAUCGACCCCAAUGGCCGAAUGACCGCCCACGAAGCCCUCCAACACCCCUGGAUCGACCCACCCCACAACACAGACGCGACUUACGUUGGCUCCGGUCAAGACCUCCUCCCGACAGUCAAGAAGAACUUCAACGCACGACGGACACUUCAUAGAGCUAUUGAUACCGUCCGGGCUAUUAAUAAGUUGCGUGAAGGUGGUGGGCUUAUGGUUGAUAAUGUGAUGGGUGUUGAUCCGAAGCCGGAGCGGGUUAAUGGUAAUGAGAUUGUGGAGGAGCAGCCGCCACAGCCGCCGCCGCAAACUGUGAAUAAACAUAUGGAUAGCCGUGGAAAUGCACGAGGUCAAACGGAGGAACAGAUUAAAGAGCAGGAGCGAAGGGUGAAGGAGAUGGUGACUGGGUUGUGGAAGGGUUCUGCUAGGAGAUGA
This is a messenger RNA of Aspergillus ruber CBS 135680, 1197 nucleotides long. RefSeq names its product serine/threonine-protein kinase. Bases 1 to 1197 code for a protein of 398 amino acids. The transcript is spliced from 4 exons. NCBI's taxonomy places the organism in Eukaryota, Fungi, Ascomycota, Eurotiomycetes, Eurotiales, Aspergillaceae. Gene Ontology annotation, biological process: protein phosphorylation; cellular response to oxidative stress. Gene Ontology annotation, molecular function: calmodulin binding; calcium/calmodulin-dependent protein kinase activity; ATP binding. The record is from RefSeq and is a predicted model, not a curated record.